Molecule: messenger RNA, 2436 nt
Organism: Drosophila willistoni
Lineage: Eukaryota; Metazoa; Arthropoda; Insecta; Diptera; Drosophilidae
Product: prion-like-(Q/N-rich) domain-bearing protein 25
Exons: 10
Coding region: 4-2169 (721 amino acids)
Source: RefSeq, a predicted model, not a curated record
AAAAUGUUAAAUUUGAAAACGUUGCUGGCCCUUGUGGUCCUUUGUGCCAUAGUUAAACCAAAAGGCGACGGCGGCGUUUUGGCCGUCUUUUGGCCAUGUGAAAGUCAAGAAGACUGCACAGCUGACGGCUCCAUUUGUGAUCCGGACUCAAGCCAGUGCACCUGCUCCACAUUUGAUACGGUCUUCUCGGAGAACUUUACGGAAUGCCUGACGACGUCCCAAAUUGGUGACACAUGCAGCGAUUCCGUUCAAUGCAAUCUUAUGCCAACUGGAGCAAAUUGUAAAGCGGGGCUCUGCGAUUGCGCCGAUGGCCAAACCUAUUUGCGUGGCAAGUGUAGGCCAUUAAAUGGACUUGGCGAGUCCUGCGAUAGGGACUUGGACUGCUAUUUUGGUUACGAUCGAGCUUCAGUGAGCUGUCAGGAAAACGUUUGCGCCUGUGCAAAUGGCUAUUAUCACAGAUAUGGCAACAUUUGUCGUCGCAAAUCAAUGGAAAAAAAUGAAGCCUGCGUCGUGGAUGAGGAUUGUGAUGCAUUGGGGUCAAAUGCCGCUUGCGUGAGCCUAAUUUGCACCUAUGAGGAUGAGAUAACCACACCUGGUGUCGAUGAACCUGCCACCGAUACGACUGAACCAAAUAAUACCGAGGAGACAGAAACAACAACAACAACAACAACCACAUCAUCAUCAUCAUCUACAGCAGCGGCAACUGCACAUCGUUCAGACACCUUCUCCUCCUCCUAUCCAAGAAUAUUGCAAACCAAAGCCUUUGUUCAUUCCCCGCCACCACCGCCUAAAUAUAUUGAUGCAAGCGCUCAGGUUUCAUUAUCACUCCAACUCCCAUUGACCAAUGGCGAAGCAGAGGGCCUGAUUUCACCUCGUCGCCGUUCCCAUGAAAUCGCCGUCCAGACUAGCAUCGAGAAUUACGAACUGAAGGAUUUGGAGCCACGUAGUGUGAGAAAUGUUGGCACCACCACCACCACGGCCUCGACCAGCACCAGCAGCCGUCGCACCUCAACCAGAAAUCUUAACCAUCGACGACGAUUGCCCGCCCUCUUGCACUUUGAUGACGAAGAUGUUAAAACCUAUUCCACACUGGGUUCAAGCCGAGAUGACGACGAUGCCGAUGAAAAAAAAUAUGGCAGCAGUUGUACAGACAAUGGUAAAUCUUGCAGUGGAUUGCCCCACUCCAUUUGCACCAACAAGAUUUGCCUAUGUCGUCAGGGUUACUAUGCCAAGAAUGGAAAAUGCUUUGCAGAGCUGGGUGAGAUAGCGGAGAGUACAGAUGAGUGUGAAUACGAGUUCGAUGACCUGUCCAAGACUUGUAUAUGCCAAAAGAACUAUUUCUAUGAACGCGAUCUUCGUAACUGUAGAAAACCGAUUCAGUAUCAUUUGUCCUGCACUUCGAACAGCCAAUGUAGUCCGUUUGGGGCAUCCUAUUGCCAUCCAGAGAUACCUAGACGUUGCACCUGUGAGGAAUAUGCCAUAUAUGAUGCAAUCAAACAACUAUGCGAAUAUAAGGAGGGCCUGGGGGCUGAAUGUGAAUCGAAUGAUGGCUGUCCUGUGGAUCACUCCGUUUGCUCAAAUCGUUUGUGCGUCUGUCGGGAGAACUAUAUCGAAAAGGAUGAGACCUGUGUGCCAGGCAUUGAUGCCGAGUGUUUGGAAGAUGAUGAUUGUGUUGCCGACAAUGCUGUUUGUAAUACCAAGGAAUCCGAGGAUCUGGAAGCAACACGCUCAUGCCAAUGUCGAAAGGGAUAUGUGCACUUUAAGGAUGAGUGCCUGAAAGAAGCUGAAGAACUGGACGACGAGUGUGUUGAGGACGAACAGUGUAAGCCCCUGUUGGCCACAUGCAAUAAGGAUGGCAAAUGUGCUUGCACGGAUGAGCAGCACGAAAAGAACGGACGGUGUGAAACAAAGCGAGAACUGGGUGAAUCAUGCGACAAGGCUGUCGAAUGCUUUGUGGAAAAGGAUCCCGAGAAUGUGGAGUGCCGAAAUUCCGUCUGCCAGUGUAAAAUUGGUUAUCAGGCAAAUACAGGACAGAAUCAGUGUAUACGUGUGAUGCCCAAUAAAAAAAAUUCUUCCGGCAGACCAAGCGCUCUUAAAAUUAUCACCUUUGCGCUGAUUGGUUCCGCAUUUUUGAUCACUAGUGCUGCCAUCAAGCAGGCCUAUUAUUAAAAUGAGAUCCUCCAUGCGGGUCCAAUCCUUUCCUGAUAAUGAUGAUUCUUGAUGCCACGACGUACCUAGUCCUUACUGAUAGGAAUCAGUUUUUGUUUAUACAUAUAUAUAAGUAUAUAUGUUUACAUAAUUAAUAAUAUCGUUGAAGCUAGUAGUAUUAGCCAAUUGUAAAAUGAUGUUUUUUGGGCCAAGUAUAACCAAGCAUUGGAUUUCAAGUCCAUGUACACAAAGUGAAUAUACUAAAAAUCAUAAAUUUUAAGCUCAUAU